AUGCCCGUCAGCUCCCAUCAGCCGAGCGUGAAACACAUAACAGCGCCGUCUUCCGAGCGGUAUCCGGGUCUGCUUCAUGAUCUCGGAUGCACUUUGCCGCCAGCUAUCACGCACACGGCGGACAUCCUCGCACGAGUUAGGGAGCAUCUAUCGAACCUUCUCUCAUCAUCGGGAAGCGAACGACUGGAUAUUGCACCUCGCAGAACCCCUCCCCGGUCGACCUCACGAAUCCGAGUUUCAGCUCCAGGAGAUCACAGAUUUCUGACAGACUUAAGUGAAGUAGUAAACCUUGGAUUCUCGCACCACAGGGAGCGGAGCUGUCUCGGUCCAAGUAUGACAGUGUUUGCGAUGUUUCCAUCGCCCAACUCCACAUUCAGUGGACGGGACCCUAUGAACACGUCUUUGGCGGAAUCUUCACGGACAUACACGUCCCUCGUCAUUCUCAUGCAAAACUUCGGGAAUGGGCGAUUAUUGUUUUACUUUCUUCGCCGUCUCUUGCCGUUGGAAAUCCGGUGGGGAGCACGACUCCACUCAGGCUACGGCACCAACCCCCUUUCACCUACGCUAUCACCUGGGUUCAAGUGGGGCCGGGUAGGCUUGGUUUGUCGCCGGUGUACCCCGCCGGUCAAGGGAAUAUCUCAAGAGCUCACACAUUUCGCGAAGCGAAAGCUCAUCCAAAAUGGGGUCGUCUUUUAUUCCAACCCACAGAUCCAGCACUAUCCAUGGUCUGCGUCACCUAUGGUUCCCAAUCAUCGCAUCCACAGGUUCCUGAAACAGCAAGCUUUUCAGGCGACAAAGUUUCGUCUUGCGGCACCUGUAGCAGGUCAUUGA
Peronospora belbahrii is the source of this 831-nucleotide messenger RNA. NCBI's taxonomy places the organism in Eukaryota, Oomycota, Peronosporomycetes, Peronosporales, Peronosporaceae. The record is from the annotation of a GenBank genome assembly.